AUGAAUCUCGUAUCUCGUAUUAUUCCCGGUGCAUUAAAUAAUGCAAAUAAAGAUGCUAUUGAUUGGAAUUAUAAUGGGCUUCUUGCGUAUGGAUGUCAAUCAACUGUUGUUGUACUUGAUACACAAUCAUUCCGAGUUCUUCAAUGUAUGGAAAAAUAUCAUGAUCCAAUUAUUAAAGUUAAAUGGUGUCCAGAUCAAUUUUAUCAUAAUAUAGAUGAUCCUUAUAGUUUAAAAUUAGCUAGUGCAGAUUCAACUGGAAAUAUUUUAAUUUGGGAUGUUUAUAAAUCUUCUGUACAAGCUGAAUUUCGUGAUGGAAAUAAAUUAAUAUCUGAUAUGAUAUGGUAUUUAUCUGAUAAUAAUCCACAACUAUUACUUGUAAUUCAUUCACCUAAUAUUGUUACAUUAUGGAAUACACAAACAGGCACAAAAAUUUGGCGUAUUGUUUAUGAUCAUGAACGACAACGAGAUACAGAAUCAUUUUUACAAAUUAUUCAAGAUCCAUUUAAUCAUCAACGAGCAAUUUUACUUGGUCAAACAAGUUUAACAUUUAUUGAAGAUUUUUCACCAAUAAAUUCUCCAAGUGGUCAAAAUCGAAGAUUUUAUAUAUCAAAUUCAAAUAAUAAUACUACUAAUACAAAUAAUAAUAAACAACAAAGUCCAAUAGCUAGUAAUAAUCAUCGAACACCAUCAAUUAGUUCAAUAUCGUCAACAAGUAGUCAAUUAACAACACGUCUUAAAACAAUUAUUGAAGGAAGUGAACAUUCAAAGCAAGAUGAUCAAUCAUCAUCAACUGUUGUUAGUUUAAAUGAUUGUAUACAAAUUUUAUUUCAUCCAAUACAUCGUCAUUUAAUAUUAAUUGUUUAUUCACGUGAAAUAUUAAUAUUUGAUUUACAAAUUUUACAAACUGUUGGAAAUAUUUUAUGUGAAAAAACUUCAGCAGCAUUUUAUAAAAUUUAUGGUUGCCAUCUACGUGAUACAUUUAUAUGUUUUCAUGAAAGUGGAACAAUAAGUAUACGAACUAGACAUUUAGAAAAUAGUACUAUAACAGCACUUCAAUCUUCUAAAACUUUAUUAAAUGAAUUUGUUAUUGACUUAACUUAUGAUCUUAUUUAUUAUUCUGAUCCAUUUCGUUUAGUAAAAAAUACACGUAUUUGUUCAUUUUCUGUAUCACCGAAAGAUGAAACAUCUAUAUGUGUUAUUCUUACCGAUGGAAAAGUUUUAUUUUGGAAUAUUGAUCAGAAAAAUUUUUCAAUAUUAUCAAAUAGUGAAACAAAUAAUGAAGGAAAUAUUGGUAAUCGUAUUCCAUUAGGUGGAGUUAUGUUUUCUGCUCCACCUGGUCCAUAUGUAUUAAAUAUGUGUCCACCAAUGACUGUUAAAAAUUGGAAAGAAUGGCAAGCAUUAUUAGCUAUUGGUUGUACAAAUGGAGAUAUUGUUUUCUUUGAUCUUACUGAUGGAAUUAUUCAACGACAAUUAGCUGUUCAUUCCUGUACUGUUCGUGGAGUACUUUGGUUAUCUUCUCAAAUAAUUCUUUCUUGGGGAUAUCAAACACCUAGUGAUGGUCGUUCAACAGUUCGUAAUGAAAUAUUUAUGAUUCAUUUUCAAACAGGACGACAAGAACCAUUUCGAUCUGAAAUAACACAUGAAGAAUCACCAAUUGAAAGUUUAAAAGUUUCUCAGUCAAAAAAUUAUUUAAUUAUUCUUUUUCGUGAUCAACCAUUUGAAUUAUGGGAUCUUAAAUCAUUUACAUUAAUUCGACGAUUACCAAAAAAAUGUCCUAGAAUUUUAGCAUUGGAUUGGUCAUCAAAUAUUUUAGUUAUGAAAAAAACAUCCGGAGAAACUAAUACAUUACCUUCUACCAAAUCACAUAGUAAUACUGAAUCUGAACAUGAUGUUAAUCGACCUUCAAAUGAAUCUGAAAAUACUUCGAACGAUCAUGAAAAAAAAUUAUCACGUGAAAAUUUUAUAUUUACUGAUGAAUAUAAUUUAUUGUAUCACUUUUACGUCGAAGGACGAACAAUUAAAGAAGUUGCAACUGUUCCACCAGAUCAUUCAUCAUCAGCUGCAACUGAUUUAGUAUUAAAAGGUGAUUAUCUUCUUUCUGGUGAUAUUGAUGGUAUCAUACAAAUAUAUAAUAUAAAACUUAAACAGAGCAAAACAUUUAAUACAAGACGAAGUCCUAUUCGUAAAGUUCGUUUUGCACCUGGUAAAGGCAAUUUUCGUGCAUUCAUUCUAUUUAAUGAUGGUGUUGAUAUAUGGGAUAUACGAGAUAGAGAUCGCAUCAGUACAUUAAAAUAUCCACGUGAUACAAUUCAAGUUACGGAUGGUGAUUGGGCAAGUUCGGAUAAAAUUAUUUUAGCAUGUUCUGAUCAUUGUUUAAGAAUAUAUGAAAUGAAUUUAAUUGAUUCAUCAAGUUCACUUGAAUUUCAGAAAAUUAUACAAUCAACACUUUAUCCAUAUUUAAUAACAGCACGUCAUGCUAAUUUAUUAAAACAUUUAUUAUGUAUCAUAAAUGGAUCCCUGGAUGAGUUAAUAAAAAAAUGUGAAGAUACAAAUUUAAGUGGAAUACUCGAAAAAGAACUAUCAACAGUUGAUGCUGAAUCGAAAAAUUUUUUAACAAAUACAAAAUUAACAAUUGAUCGAUGUUUAUUUAUUGCUAGAUUAUUUAAUGAUUCAUGGGAACAAUAUUUUUGGCGUUUAACUGAAUAUUAUCUAUAUGAAUACGGUACAAUAGAUGAAAAUUCUAAUCGUCAACUAUCACUCUUAUCAUCUUAUGAUUUACUACUUGAUUCAAAAACAUUUGAACAAAUUCAAUUAGAACGCACGAUACGUCGUGAUAUUAAAUCUCUCGCAUCAUCAUCAUCAAUAAAUCAUUGUAUUGAUUCCUAUAUUGUACUUAAACAAAUUGAUCGUGCUGUACAACUUUUACUUGAUACAGAUCCAAAUGAUGAUACAUAUGCAUUAAAUUGUAUAAAAGCGUGUCUUAUAUCUUCAAUGCAGAAACAAUCAAAUGAAACAUCAAAAAAUACCGUCACAAAAUUAGUUGCAACUAAUUUAAUUGCUAACGGAAAAGUUGAUGAAGGUGUACAAUUAUUAUGUACAAUUGAUUUAUGUGCUGAAGCAUGUCGAUAUUUACAAGAUCAUAAUCAAUGGGAACGUUCAAUAUGGUUAGCUAAAUUACGACUUAAAUCAAAUUCACAAGAAUAUACUGAUGUUAUUAAACGAUGGUCUGAACAUAUUCGGAAUUAUUCUCAGACAUCAAAAAUGAAUUCAGCUUUAAUAUUAAUCUCAUGUGGACAAUUUCGUCGUGCUAUUGAAGUUUUACAUAAUCAAGGUGCAACUGAAUUAGCAAUACGUUUAUUUGUAUGUUGUAAACAAUUCGGUAUUGAUGAUGGUACAAUAGGAGAAAAACUCUUUGAUGAUUAUAUGGAUUUAAUGGGAUCAUUUGGUUUUACGUCGAUUGCAAAUGAUUAUCGAACAACAGUAGUUGUAUAA
This is a messenger RNA of Rotaria sp. Silwood2, 3492 nucleotides long. NCBI's taxonomy places the organism in Eukaryota, Metazoa, Rotifera, Eurotatoria, Philodinida, Philodinidae. The record is from the annotation of a GenBank genome assembly.